This is a messenger RNA of Sycon ciliatum, 456 nucleotides long. Its product is annotated as ubiquitin-conjugating enzyme E2 D4-like. Lineage: Eukaryota; Metazoa; Porifera; Calcarea; Leucosolenida; Sycettidae. The transcript has 3 exons. The coding region runs from base 1 to 456 and encodes 151 amino acids. The record is from RefSeq and is a predicted model, not a curated record.
AUGGCGGAUGGAGCAUGGAUUAGUGCAGAAACUGAAGACGAAAAUUAUGAUCAAGCCUUGGUAUUGGGAAGGAAGAACAUCAGAAAUGAGUUUGAGAGGCUGGAAAGGAAUCCACCAGAUGGAUGCUACAUCAAAGCAAAUCAUGAUGAUGAUUUCCUUUACUGGGAAGCUACUGUCUUUGGACCGAAAGGUAGCCCGUAUGAAGGUGGUGUCUUUGACAUAACCCUGAAAUGCAUAGACGAGAAUCCCUUCGUGUUGCCCGACGUGACUUUCAUCACCAAGAUUUACCAUCCGAUCGUCAAGCGACAUAGCAAGAUAUGCGAGUUGUCAUCGAGAGUAGACAACAAGAGUGUGCAACUCCGGAUCUCUUCUGCACAAUCUACAGAUACCCCCGACCGUGGCGGAACUUUUGGGCCGUGUGCUUGCAAGGCAUUUCACACCCAGUUUACCUACUAA